AUGGCGAGACCACAGAAUACAAAGCGACGCGCAAACGAGCCUUCGCAACACAAUCCUCCGGCUAAGAGGGCCAAGCUUGGUGAAAAGAGCAACUUCUCGCCAGAAUUUUGGGAUAACCUGUCGAAAGUCUUGCUUACGCCGCGUGCCUUGAGGGAGCUUGACCGUCGAAAUAACGCCCAACCUUUGCCGACAUUUAGCGUACCCCAAUUGUAUCCAGCAAGACUUGCUCGGUUUGCGAGACACGGCGGCCCGGACCUCCGUCAUCUUCGCGGGUAUACCGAAUGCGAGACCGUUGCCGACGAUAUGAGCUCAAGUCGCUCUCUACCGUCUCGAAGCCGACAGACGCAGUCGACAAAUGCAAGUAGCGUCGUUCCUGGAACCAAGAAGUCUUCCGCCUACGGCAAGGAUUUUCAACAGCAUCUCACCGACCACAAUAUAUAUCAUGUAAACCACGAUUAUGACCACGAGGCACCUGAACCUGCAAACCUGGCUCAGAUGCACCAGGAGCUGGCAAAUGCAAGAGCGUCACUUUCACCAUCUGCGUUUCCUGAGCCAGCUUUCCGAGACUUUAAACAAAAGAAUGCACGAGCAACUUUUGAGAGGGACGUUAUGAGAACUGUCAUUCCUGUGAUUUCCGGUAACUCUACUAUUCAUAACCAGCAAGACGUCCGCUUCACUGAGCUUGAGCCUAUAACAAAUGAGCGUGCAGUAAAGCCACAGCCGGACUUCUUUGAUGGGGCUCGCCUAGGAGACCUUAGUCGCCAAAUGAGGGAUAACCAAGCCAUACAGUCAACAGGUAUCCCUACUAAGCACCCAGGCGUCCCAGUAGAGCCUAACUUCUUCUUAGAAGUUAAGGGGCCUGACGGGAAUGCCGCCGUAGCCCAGCGGCAGGCUUGCUAUGACGGAGCAUAUGGUGCUCGUGCCAUGCACGCCUUGCAAAACUACGGGGAAACCGAGGUGGCAUAUGACAGCAAUGCUUACACUUACACCUCGACCUACCAUCCUAGCACAGGUACUCUUCAGCUCUAUGCUCACCACGUCACGGCGCCAAGAAUAGCCGAGGAACGACCCGAGUACCACAUGACGCAGCUUAGAUCUUUUGGAAUGACGGACACUCGUGAAACAUUCAUUGCAGGCGCAACGGCAUUCAGAAACGUCAGGGACUUGGCAGAGCGGCACCGGAAUAAUUUUAUUCGGGCUGCGAACGCCAGAGCAGACCUGGCGACGGCAGCGGUACAAGAAGACCUUGCCGAAAUACAUCAAGAAAUCUCUGGCCCUUUGGAGCUGCACGACUCUCAAGAUCCUACAGCCUACACUGCCUGGCAGGAUGCGGACUACGCGCUUCAGCAACAAAUUGCUGACGGCACCGAUCAACAGGACGAUGCCGAGGUAGCCACUGCUGUACCCCGGGAAGAUUCACCAAAGCCGAGUCAGGAACCAGCACUCUUGGUUUCCGAUGACCCGUCAAUGAGCUUUGAAUCCAGUUUCACGACUUUCACUACAGACACAGCUCAGCCUAAACGCCCAAGGGAUUCUAGCAGUCCGCCGUCUAGUUCCAAGAGAAACCACCCGUCUCAAGGUCAAACACCUCCGGCACGGCGAACUACGCGCUCCUCCCGGCAGGCCAUGGUAUCGGGACAGUCGGGCUCUAGCAAUUCUCACAGGGUGGAGACGUAUGGGCGCCAAGGAAAAGUCUGCUUCGAGACGCCAGAGGGGACGGAGAUUAAGACAGAGUUGAAGGAAUGGACGGAACGGACAGAAGACGGGACUCGACGCUAUUACUGGCAAGGCGUCCAUUCAGGACUAGUGUUCUGGGCGACGAAGUUGCCAAAGGAGGCAAACAAGACCCGUCGGCGCUGA
Metarhizium acridum CQMa 102 is the source of this 1860-nucleotide messenger RNA. RefSeq lists its product as uncharacterized. The record is from RefSeq and is a predicted model, not a curated record. NCBI's taxonomy places the organism in Eukaryota, Fungi, Ascomycota, Sordariomycetes, Hypocreales, Clavicipitaceae.